Molecule: messenger RNA, 4568 nt
Organism: Ricinus communis (castor bean)
Lineage: Eukaryota; Viridiplantae; Streptophyta; Magnoliopsida; Malpighiales; Euphorbiaceae
Product: serine/threonine-protein kinase RUNKEL
Exons: 11
Coding region: 267-4334 (1355 amino acids)
Biological process (GO): protein phosphorylation; phragmoplast assembly; cytokinesis by cell plate formation
Molecular function (GO): protein kinase activity; ATP binding; microtubule binding
Source: RefSeq, a predicted model, not a curated record
AUGUUUUCUUCAGCUCAGGUUUUUGAUUUUUCAAUUACACUUAUAUUCCCGCCCAUCCAUAUCUCUUUCUCUUUCUCUCUCUCUCUCUCUCUUAUCUUUUGACCAAUAGAGCUUUCUCUUUCUCGCACUAAUUAUAUCAAAUCCACCUCUCUCUCUCUUUCUCUCUCUCCUAUGCCCGACUUUUUUUGCCUGUGACCUCUCAGAAAGCAGCCUGAUCUCAUCGUUUUAUCCAAAUUGAAGAAACCUAGCGAGACGACUCCAUCAUCAUGAACCAUUUUCACAUCUAUGAAGCCAUUGGCCGUGGAAAAUGCUCGACUGUAUAUAAAGGGAGAAAGAAGAAGUCUAUUGAGUAUUUCGCGAUUAAGAGUGUUGACAAGUCUCAAAAGAGCAAAGUUCUUCAAGAAGUCAGGAUUCUUCAUUCUUUAGAUAAUCCAAAUGUAUUAAGAUUUUACUCAUGGUACGAAACUUCUGCUCACUUGUGGUUAGUUUUGGAGUAUUGCGUUGGUGGAGAUCUCAUGACCUUAUUACGGCAGGACAGCCAAUUACCUGAAGACUCAAUUCACGAUCUUGCUCGUGAUUUAGUUAGAGCAUUGCAGUUUCUACACUCAAAGGGGAUCAUUUACUGUGAUUUAAAACCAUCAAACAUUCUCUUGGAUGAGAACGGACGUACUAAGCUAUGUGAUUUUGGAUUGGCAAGAAAACUGAGUGAAAUAUCUAAAACUCCUUCUUCAAUGUUGCCCCAAGCAAAACGUGGAACGCCCAGUUAUAUGGCUCCUGAGCUGUUUGAGGAUGGAGGUGUACAUUCAUAUGCAUCUGAUUUCUGGGCCCUAGGUUGUGUACUGUAUGAGUGCUACUCAGGGAGGCCCCCCUUCGUGGGCAGAGAGUUCACUCAGCUGGUGAAAUCUAUCCUCUCAGAUCCAACACCACCCCUUCCUGGCAAUCCAAGCCGUCCUUUUGCUAACCUAAUAAAUUCUCUCCUGGUGAAAGAUCCAGCUGAAAGAAUACAGUGGAAUGAACUUUGUGGACAUGCUUUCUGGAGAUCCAAAUUUGCUCCCAUUCCCUUACCUCCUCAGCCUGCUUUUGAUAAUAUGGUAGAACUAUACUUUAAGCCAUGUCUCUCAGAACUUAAUGGAGACAGAUCAUUACAAAACAAAACCCCUCCUAAACAUCGUGAAAAAGAUGCAAAAGGGACUCCAAAACAUGAUAAGAAUUUUACAUUAGGAUCCAGAGGGCAUGAGACACCAAUAAAGAGCAUGCCAAGUAGCAGAAAAAUUCAAUCAAAGGCCUCUGGCAGAAUGGCUGAGGAGAAACAGAGAGAUCCUUCUGGUGCUAACAGGGGUGUUAAUCUUCUAAGGCUGUCAAGAAUCGCAAAAUCAAACUUACAGAAGGAGAAUGAGAAGGAAAACUACAGAAGGCCCAUGCCUAACAGCUCUGAAAAUGAUUCUGAGGUUAAAAUUGAGAACACCGAUAUGGAACUGGAUUUCAAUGAGAACGCAGAUGAUGAUACACAUGAUGAACUUGAUGGAUCUGAAACCCCUACUAAUACACCUGAAGAGGGGGAUAAUAACAUACAUCAAUUGGAAACCUCACCUGCGGUUAACACUCCUGCCUUGGAUGAAUCAAGAACAAAUGAUCAGGAAUUGUCUUCUGAGCAAGUUGACAUGGCUGCUACGCCAAUCAGUGCCAGUCCUCAGGUCAAAGCUCAGAGAACUAGAGAAGGUUUAGGUUCAGCCAGUGACUUUGAUUCUUCAAAAUCAUCCAAUAACCUUUCAGAGGUCCUUUGGCAUCCAUCUGAUCUUUCAGUCAGGCCUGUGAUGCCUAGUAGAAAAGCUGAUAAAGCAUCAGAGGUGAUUCCUUCUCUUCCAUUCGAGGCCCUGCAACCAUCUGAUUUUGUGAAGAUGUCUAAGGAGCAGCUGGAUGCAGUCAACAAUAGAAUUAUAUCUAUUCUUAAUGGAAACACUAACGUAGGGGAGAAGCAGAACGUGAUUAGAUACCUUGAGAUGUUGAGCAGUAAUGCUGAUGCAGCCAAUAUCCUGACAAAUGGGCCAAUAAUGCUCAUACUAGUUAAAAUGCUCCGACUAUCCAAGGCUUCAGCUUUGCGUGUUCAACUUGCUUCACUAAUUGGCUUGUUGAUUCGUCAUUCUACUUUUAUUGAAGAUGAUUUGGCAAAUUCUGGAAUUUUAGGAUCACUUACUGAUGGCCUCAGGGACAAGCUGGAAAAAGUUAGACGAUUUUCGAUGGCUGCUUUAGGUGAGUUACUGUUUUAUAUUUCCACCCAGAAUGAGCAGAGUAGGGAAAAUAAUCCACCAGAAUCUCCAUCAAAAGAUAGCCGUUCUGCAUUUGGUUGGCAGGUUCCAAACUCUUUGAUUUCACUGGUCUCAUCUGUCUUACGGAAAGGAGAAGAUGAUAUAACUCAACUUUAUGCACUAAGGACAAUUGAGAACAUAUGCAGUCAAGGAGGGAAUUGGGCAGCUCGUUUCACCAGCUCAGAUUUGAUCAGUAACCUGUGCUAUAUAUAUAGAGCAACAGGGAAACAGGAGAGCAUGAGGCUUACUGCAGGAUCAUGUUUAGUCCGCUUGGCUCGGUUCAACCCCCCUUCUAUUCAACCAGUUAUAGAAAAACUCUCUUUCAAAGAUCUAGCAUCUACCCUUGUUAAGGGCAGUUCACGUGAGCAGCAAAUAAGUUUGAACCUCUUAAACAUCGCCAUGCUUGGAAGCCAUAUGUUUACUAAUAUUGGGCGACACCUUUUACCUUUGGGUGAGGAUAAGAAUCUGGUUCCAAGCCUUUUGUCUCUCACUGAGCAGGGUAGUGAAAUUUUGAGGGGAAAGGCACUUCUUUUCAUGGCUCUUCUUUGCAAAAAUGGUAGGAGAUGGCUGCCACACUUUUUCUGCAAUCCGAGAUUACUUUCUGCAGUGGACAGGUUGGCAAAAGAGAAGGACAGCUAUUUGCAGCAGGUUUUAGAUGCAUUUGUGCGCAUUGUGGCAUCUACUAUACCAAGCUUACUGGAUAUCAUAACUGCAGAUAUUCAGCAAAUGAUGGGAGGAAGGCGUCAUGGCCAAAUAUCUGGUAUUACCAACCGGAUUGCUCCAAAGACCAAUAUUCAUUUGUUUCCUGUGGUUCUUCAUCUUCUUGGAAGCUCCUCUUUUAAGCGCAGGGUGGUGAAUAAUCAAGUGCUGCAGCAACUGUCAAAUUUGGUAAAGGUUGUGGAGACACCAUUUCAGGGCAGAGAUGACUUCCAGAUAACCCUUCUUCGAGUUCUUGAAUCUGUUGCAGAGGAAUCUUCUUUGAUUCUUGAAAGCCCUGACAUCUUUACUAGUGAAAUCCUACCAAGUCUAGCUGUUCUGUACAAGGGAAAUAAGGAUGGUGAUGCUAGAUUUUUAUGCCUGAAAAUACUGUUUGAUGUGAUGGUCAUCUUCUUGGAUGAACCUGUUGAGGAUGAGCAAAGAUCACUGGCUUUGAAUUCAAUAUCCAAUGUUCAUUUCCUGCCGCUCUACCCCACACUGAUUGAAGAUGAAGAUCCUAUUCCUAUGUAUGCACAGAAGCUUCUUGUCAUGCUCAUUGAGUUUGAUUACAUUAAAAUUUCAGACAUUUUACAUCUGAAGACAGUUUCGCAGUGCUUUGAGUUUUUGCUCGGUGAUUUGUCAAGUGCAAAUGUAAACAAUGUUAAGCUAUGUCUUGCUUUGGCAUCUGCGCCAGAAAUGGAUCACAAAUUACUUUCCCAGUUAAAAGUAGUUAGGAGAGUUGGAAAUCUUUUGGAAUUUGUGUAUGCAAAAGAUAUGGAAGAUUUUCUAGAGCCAACCCUUGGCCUGUGUAGGGCUUUCCUUCUAUGUUCCGUAGGCAGUAAAAGAGGAUUAGCAUACAGACAAGAACCAGCACUCUUAAAUGAUGUUGCUUCUGAGGCAUAUGGUGCUGAACAGCAACAUUGUGUAAGGGAUAUAAUGGACUUCGGUAGCAACCUAGGAGUCUUGCUGGAUCUGAGCAGGUUAUCUGAAUCAAAUCUUGCAGAUAUAGCUUCUGAAUGUGUGAUAUUGUUGCUCAAGGUAGCUCCAAGGGAAGCUACAACUGGUUUUCUAACUAACCUUCCAAAAGUUAGUGCAAUCCUUGAGUCUUGGAGCAAGGGUGCGCCUCACUUGCUUUUGCGGCGGAUGCUGCAUGCUCUUGGUUAUUCGUGCAGGCAGUAUUUGUCACAUGCAAUGAUUUUAUCAAUAUCUGUACCUGAGGUUUCAAGAAUUGAAGCCAUUGUUUUGGAACUGAAAAAUUCGAGCAUCACUGAUUUAGCCAAUGCUGCUUUGAUCGUGGCCUCAGAAUUGCACCGGUUGCCUCGCUGCAUUUGAGGCCCUGGAGAUACAUUUAAGUUAGCUUAUCAAAGGGAUCAAAGGGUAGAAAGACAUAUCCUGAACUCUGGGUAAGGGGUCAAUCCCUUGUACAGAGCCUUCUUAUGGGCUUAUUUUUUUAUAAUCUUUGUACGCUUUGUAUUAUCAUAAACACUCAAUUGAAGUAAUUUUUUCACCGCAUAAUUUGCUUGAAACUUUAAAGUGAUUAAAAUAGAGUAUAUUAUCAUUUAUCAA